AUGGGAUAUUUCCAUUUCUUAAGAUCCAUUCUAUCUAGAUCGUCAAUAUUUGUGGUUGAGGAUCAUUCUUGGACUCUGAUGAUGAACAUAGUCUUGUUGCAUCAAAACCAAUUUUUUUUUCUUCAAAAAGUCUGUUCAACUAUUUAUCUAUCUCAUUCUGUUAUCUAUCUAUCUAUCUUUGUCUGUUCAUCUAUCUAUCUCAUUCUGUUCAACUAUCUUUCUAUUCAACGUUCUAUCUAUCUCAUUCUCUUAUCUAAGUCUAUUCUCAUCUAUCUAUCUAUCUAUCUAUCUAUCUAUCUAUCUAGACACACAUACACAGAUAAGUACGCUUGCACACCAACAUAUAUGAUGUCUACCUUUCUCUUGUAUCUAUCUAUCAAUCUCUCUCCUAUCUAUCUAUCUAUCUAUCUCAGUCGGUUCAACUUUCUUUCUAUUCAAUGUUCCAUCUAUCUAUCUAUCUAUCUAUCUAUCUAUCUUACUCGCCUUUGUAUCCCUUUGUCUCUCACGAUCUGUUCAUAUCUAUCUAUCUAUUUAUGUUCGCGUCAUUCAUUAUCUAUCUAUCUAUCUAUCUAUCUAUCUAUCUAUCUCAUUCUGUUGCCUAUGUAUCUAUCUGAUUCUCUUGCAUAUCUAUCUAUCUAUCUAUCUGUGGAUCCUACCACAACACUAUCUAUCGAUCUAUCUUAUUCUGUUAUCUAUCUAUCUAUCUCAGUCUGUUCAUAUCUAUCUAUCUAUCUAUCUAUCUAUCUCAGGCUGUUCAUUUUCUGUUUCAGUCUGUUCAUAUCUAUCUAUCUAUCUAUCUAUCUAUCUAUCUCAGUCCACUCACCGCUCCUACUCUUUCUCUCUCUCUAG
Molecule: messenger RNA, 849 nt
Organism: Acanthosepion pharaonis
Lineage: Eukaryota; Metazoa; Mollusca; Cephalopoda; Sepiida; Sepiidae
Source: the annotation of a GenBank genome assembly